AUUGUGGCCACAAGUUAGUAAAUUGAGUGCUACGGAUGUCACCUUUAUGCCACCGUAGCCUACCAAAAAACUUAACUUUUGAUUGAGAUGUAAGCGGACAAAGAAUAUCGAUUACCUUAUGAAAACUGUUGAUAUCAACGCAUUUGUGAUUUAGCUGUGUUAGUGUUUAUUUAAGAAUUUGUGUCUGCAUUGUUACAAACAUUAUAACAGAACGUGAUCUUCAUCUGUGUCAAGGACAAACGUCGCCUGUUUGCACACAAGAUCGUCUUUGGAAACGAGGUUGUUCAACGAGCCAUGCAAUCUACCGCUUACUAUUUAACAUGCCCGGGUGUCUCUGAUUUGCGGAGGCUACCAUAGCUGGCUGGCAGUUAGACAAACGGUGCUUAAAUGUGUGGACUGCUGGAAUAAGCGAAAAACUGCAUAUUAAAGUAUUGAAUACAGUGUAAUGGCAAAACAAUGGCCUCUUAUCGGGAUUCGUUGAGGGAAAAGGAGGCCCAGAACUGGGUAAAGGCCGCCCUCGCCCUCAACAUCACCAAGGAGGGUUUACAAAUUUUUGUGGAGGAGGUGCUGACAUGCGUUCACCAGGACAUCUAUAACAACGUUAGAACAUCCAAGGGUCUUCCAGGCAGGACAACAUGUGUACAAUGUUUCACAGAGAACGUGUUGAAGUGCUCCACUCCUAAGAUAUGCACAAGUAAAAAAAACUGCAAAUUUCAUAACGGCCCUUCAAAACAGUAUGUUCCUUGUCCAAAUGGGAUUUGUGAAGGCGUCCGUGAUGAAAUAGUUCAACAUCACAUGUUUUUGGGACCAUCAUGGAAGAACACGAACGCAGACAAAUGGAGCACCAUUCCCUGGGAGAUAGCCAAGUGUUUUCUUCCUCCUGAUGGCUACAAGACCGUGUCCUCCAUCAAAGACAGUGACUUUAAUGGUGUGAUCAGCGUCAUGAUGAAUUGCAAGGAUUUCCAGAACAAGCUGUCAUUUAACAUUGCAACACAGGCAAAUUUGUUAACAGAGGUUCGGGACAUUGGUCGACGCGUACGCCAUUCCCAUGACCAGAGGGUCAAGAACACAGAACUAGUGGACUUUGUUUUCAAGCUACGCACCCUGCUGGAGGAUAAGACUGAACUUGCAAACAGACCAGAGGCACAACACGCUGUGGAACAGCUUAAGAAGCUGCAAACAGACGAUUUCAAGAUCAGUGCUGAGAACGAAGGGGAGAUAUUGAAGGAAGGAUUACGACUACGUUUGGCAAACCAUUACCGAACCACGUUGGCCGACAUGCCGAUAUCUCCCAUUCUCGGAGAAAAGAACGCCAAACUCAGGAAAUUCUACGUGGCACCAAAAAUUGUGGAGAAAGAUCAUCGAAAAAUAGGCAAAAUUGACAACAAAGAAAGCGGUCAAAAAAUUGCAAAAUUUUCAGAUGUUUUUAUAAAAGAAAUUCAGUUGCUCAGAAAUGUUUUCCUUGUUGGAGAACCGGGCAAUGGCAAAUCUACAUUCUCCGUAAUGUGUGCCCUGGAUUGGACUCACCAGUAUUUACCAGCGGAGGAAAACGUCGGUAUUAAAACAAGCUUUGCCGACCCAGAAUUCUUCAAAGAGUUUGCAUUUUUGUUUCAUAUCACCCUACGAGAUUCAGGUAAAACGUGUGAUCUAGCACAAAUGAUCAAGGAUCAACUUAUACGUAAAAUCUACCACGAGAAGGAUGCCGAUGAUGGUUACCGGCUAUUACAGACGGUGCUGGAAAGUGAAACAUGUUUAAUCAUAGCUGACGGCCUCGACGAAUGGACCCAUCCGGAAAACGUAAACUGUACCUGCAAAACUGAGGAAAAAGUCAUCCCUUUCAGAAAUUCGGCCAACAAGGCCACACUCCUCACGACAACGCGUCCCUGGCGAAUGUCACAGUUUAGAGUGCAGGAUUCAAAGAUCGACAAAUAUCUUGAAAUAGAAGGAGCAGCAGACACAGAGCAACUCGUGGAAAAUAUCAUCAACAUUCUUAAUGAGGGAAAUAAGGAUGAAAUGACACUAGAGGCUUUCAUGAAAAUGGUGUCAGCGAAAGGUCUUAAAGGAUUAUUGUCGGCACCUAUCAGUAUCACCCAGCUGGUGUGCCUCUGGUUCGAGGGCAAAUCGUUAACCGAUUCAAAGUGUGACAUUUAUGCUGGCGUGAUAAACAUGCUAUCAUGUAGACUAAAAUGUAUGCAAAGCGGGAAUAACAUUCCGGAAAUUGAACUGCCAUCUGUAUUAAAGGAACACGAAUGCUUCUUGCAAAAUCCCAUGGUUUACCUUGCGCUGGCAAAGUUAGCAUACACAACUUUGUUUUCAGAGUGCAGAGAUUCGUCUGUUGUCUUCAGCAACAAAACAGUCAACGCUUUGUUAAGCAGGGAGCAGGUUGAAUUUGCAUUGAAGUCAGGCUUACUCACUGAGAAGAAAUCCAACUCUUUGAUCAAGAGAUCAUCUCACUUUUCAUUCUUUCAUAAAACACUUCAAGAGUUUUUAGCGGCUCUUCAUUUAUGUUUAAAUGAAAACGACUACAGUCAGCUAUCAAACAAGUACGAACAAGAUAAUAAGGAAAAUAUCUUGGGAGAUGUUUCUCAGACAUUUAUUUUCAUAUGUGGAAUGAAGCCCGAGCUCGGUGUACAAAUGUCUUCAUGGAUCAAUAGUUCUAGACCACCAUACCGACCAUCAAUCGACAGUGAAGAGGCUGAACUACUUCGGCACCUGAUUCUCUCAGGACACCGUGAAGCCAAGGCGAACAACUAUGGUGACAUACCGCUCUAUCUCGCACACUUCCUUAUUCAUAGUGACGCGGAUUUCGUAGUGUUAAAAAAGCUGAUGAUGAUAAACAAGGAACGUAUUCAGUCACUAUUCAUCUAUGAAUGCAAUGAUCAAAUUAAUGUGGAAGAGCUGCAGGAGGUGAUCACAUCCUCCUCCGACUCCCUCAAAAAAGUGACACUGUGGAAAGGUAAUGGGCAGUUUGACCUGUCCCAGUGUCACAGGCUGGAACAUCUGCGUAUAGUGGGACGCAAUACAACACGUGUGCAGGUUGAUCCAACACAUAUUACAACAUGUGACUUAUAUAGUGUAUCAUCGAAUGUUGAAAUGUACAUAUUCAGAUUAUUUAAACACGAUCAAAGGUGGAGUAAACUACAACGUGUUGAGUUAGGGGAAGUUAAGAAUGUCCAGUUACUUGUGGAUACACUACCAAGUCUCCCUCAGUUACAACGCCUUGAAAUACUGAAUACAGAUCUAGGUGAGCUCCACCUCCUCCCUCCAGCCUCCAUCACCGAUAUUAAACUUGUGCGUGUGAAAAUGACAGCGGGGGCGGUGCGGAGUCUGAUAGAGACGAUGAAGAACAUACCACACACCAUUACAUGCGACAUGCACUCCUGCAAGGUGAAACCUGCCAGUGAGAUGAAAUACAUCGUAGAACAUAUCAACAGUUCGCCGUCAUUCGAGGUUCUCGGAUUUGACGAUACGAGUUAUUUCAAAUUCACCAAAAUGUGAACAAUAAGUUAAAAGUUCGCAUCGAUGAUGGGAAUUCAUGUUUGAUGAAAAACAGUGGGAAGUGUCAUUCUAUUUAUAGAAAUAUAUGUCACUUUUCCCGGAACUAAUUAUUAUCAACCACUUUCUAUGUGUAUUUAAUUAAUUUGAUUUAUGUUGUGUAUUUGCAUGCAUCCUGAGUCCUUAAAAAAUUGUUUGGUUAGGGUUACAUCCUUUUCAAAAAUAGGUAGGGUAGGUAGGCUUUUUUUUUUUUUUAUUUAUCUUUUUUAUUUGGCUUUAUAUAAGAAUGUCAUUUUCAUCAUUGGAGAAUGUUGUUAAAUCUUCUAUAUAAGCAAUUAAGGUUUUAAACUACAUAUUGAAAAGCAAAAACAAAAAAAAAAACAUUUUUUUUUUCAUUUUUUUUUUUUUUUCAUUUUUUUUUCAAACUGACUAUAAAAACGGUAGGGUCGGCGCCUAUUCCGUAGGUAGGGUCGGGUGACCCGAACCAAAUGUAUUUUUUUUAGGCCUAAAAUAGAUUUAACUGGACACAGCAAUGUCGUUGUGGCAGACGUUAUUAAAUAUAUCUGAUGGGGAUGAAAACUUUCUUAAUUAUAACACAACAGUCCGUAAUCAACACGUGCAAUAGUCGGUUUAACUUGAUCGACAUUUUUAUAAGAAUCUCUUAAUAAAGCAACUCAUUUCCUAGUUUAAAGCGAUAUCAUUUGAUAAAUGUUAGGUAUUUACUUCGCUUAUGGAUUAUGAAUUAAUGGGAAAUAUUUAGUUUUUUCUUUAUUUACAAUGGCAUCCUUGCUCAGCUGUAUUUUAUAUUCUGUAUUAGAGGAGUAUACCAAUAACACGUUGACUUUUUAUGUUUAUUAUCGAUUACAUAAAUUGAACAUUAUUAUGAAAUCUACAAAAUGAUAUUAUGUAUCAACAAAUACUACAAAAGAAAUAACCAAACAUUGAGUAGAUUUAGUAACCUAAAUAAUAGAAUAUAUAAUUGCCUAUUAUUUAACAUAUCACACAAUUUGAUUAUAACUGAAGAAUAUAUGAUUAAACGUUGAAAAUAU
Molecule: messenger RNA, 4544 nt
Organism: Mya arenaria
Lineage: Eukaryota; Metazoa; Mollusca; Bivalvia; Myida; Myidae
Exons: 5
Coding region: 457-3498 (1013 amino acids)
Source: RefSeq, a predicted model, not a curated record